Penicillium chermesinum is the source of this 4077-nucleotide messenger RNA. RefSeq names its product DNA-directed RNA polymerase. Gene Ontology annotation, molecular function: DNA-directed RNA polymerase activity; mitochondrial promoter sequence-specific DNA binding. The record is from RefSeq and is a predicted model, not a curated record. The transcript is spliced from 2 exons. Gene Ontology annotation, cellular component: mitochondrial DNA-directed RNA polymerase complex. The coding region runs from base 1 to 4077 and encodes 1358 amino acids. Gene Ontology annotation, biological process: mitochondrial transcription. Lineage: Eukaryota; Fungi; Ascomycota; Eurotiomycetes; Eurotiales; Aspergillaceae.
AUGUUAUCGCGAGUGGCACGCCAGCACAAUGCUAUCUUCCAUCUCCGGAAGUCCAGCGCCCAUCGGGCUUUGGGCACCUCGACCUUACGGCGACACACUAAUACAACUCGGCCUAGUCCUGCUAUAACUGCUCAGAUGAGUAAGGCUCCGGAAAUGAAACGGAGACCAUCAUUUCAGUCCCAACGGAACCUCGCGACGGCCACCGAUUCCCCUAUCCUGGACAAAUCAUCAUACAUGCCCUUUCAAGACGCGUUCUCAUCUCCCACCGACCGCCCAGUAGCCAUGGGGGACUCAGUACUCGACUUCUCCGAUUCCUUCGACCCGUCAUCUCUCAUCAUCCUGAACGAGCUGCCAGAGGCCCAACCAAAAAUCUUCCGGAAGGUUCGCGGCGUGGGUGGUGACGAAGAGGAAAUGAAGGCGAAUUUCGAGAUGUCGCUCAAGGUCGGCCGGUUCGAUCGAGCUGCGGCUUUGAUGGAUCGUCUCUCAUCUUUCUACCCGUUCGAUUCUCCCGAAUACGUCGCUUUCCACAACCGGUAUCUGAAGGAGAUGGUCUCAUACAUGAUUGCCAAGAGCGAGCAGAACAUGGUAGCUCCGUUACAAAAAUGGUUCGAAGUGGAUAUGCCGUCUGUGGGCAUGAGGCCAGAUGCCGUUACCUAUGCCGUAAUGACGCGCAUGGCUCUGCGCAUGCUUCACGGAGCUCAACGCGAUAGAGCGGUUCGUCGUUACUGGGAACUUGCCAAGAAGAGUGGCUUACAUGAAGAUCUUCUGGCGGUUGAAGUAUUGACGGAUCAAGAUCUGGGGGGAUUUGUCCAAGCGUUCGAAGAUCCAUCCAAUGGUAUUUCCAUCGAAAUUGAUACUCCAAGCGACAAUGUGCCGGAGGUGCUUGCUGCCGAUCAGCGAGGCCUGGGCUUGAGUUCUUUGCAUUCUUCUCUCGGGUUAUUCUCGGGAAACACAAAGGUUACCUUUCCUGAGUCAUUCCAAGGAACGGAAGCCGACAAGCAAAAAUUGCUAGCAGAACUCCGACAGAAACAACUUGAGGCUGAUACCCUCAGGGCGGCCUCCAACCGCUGGCGGGCUGAAUUUAGCGAGCGACAGAAGAUGGGCAUCGGUAUGACCGAAAAGGUCAGCGUGAAUUCCUUGAUGAGCGUCUGGCAUGCUAGUCUUGUAUCCGAAAUCGAGCAGGAACUGCGGCUUGCGGAGGAGGACGAAGGAAAACCUAUCAAGAGCGAAGAGCAAAAAGAGAGAGUGGAAUACGCCGUAUUUUUACGAACUCUGGACCCUGAGCGCCUGGCUGCUCUCACAAUCCUUACCGUUAUGCACACUUUCAGCCACCAAGGCAUGGAAAAGGGCGUCAAGCUCUCAGCGCUUGCUUCGGCUAUUGGCCAGGGUCUGAAAGAUGAACUUAUCGCGGAGGCUUCCAUCAACAAGGCCCCCGAUAAUAAGCAAGCUAAGCGACUAAGGGAGAUGGCUGCAACGCGAAAGGGCACCAGGAACGAUCGGAUCCAAUGGCAUACCCUCUCUCAGAAGAUUCUAGCGGCAGAUACCAGCUUGGAUUGGAGCCCUCGUACCAUAGUCAGGGUUGGUUCGGCUCUGAUGAAUCUCCUAAUCAACUCCAGCAAAGCCCCUUCGAGUAAAUCCAAGAAGGGUGAUGCUACCUUGACCACCCAACCCGCGUUCCAACACUCUUACAGCAUCGAUUUCGGGAAGCGUUUGGGGCUCAUCCAUAUGCACCCGGAAAUUGUCAAGACCAUCACCAAGGAGCCACCUGCGAGUGUUAUUGGUCGCCAUCUCCCCAUGACUUGCCAACCUAAGCCCUGGACUGGAGUUAAGGAGGGUGGGUAUUUGAUGUACCAGAAUUCCAUUUUCCGAUCAACUCCCGGUGAGACAUUGCAGGCCCGUUAUAUGCAAGCAGCGUUGGAAAACGGAGACUUGAAGGAGCUCACGGCAGGUCUUGAUGUUCUUGGUAGCACUGCCUGGGUUAUCAACCCGGAUGUUCUCAAUGUCAUGAUCGAGGCUUGGAACUCAGGCGACCGCAUCGCGAGCUUGGCACCCUUGGAACCAGACCUUCCUACUCCGCCUGCCCCCGACCGUGAGGCUGGUUCCGCUGCCAUCAAAGCUUGGAGAAACCAGAUGCGAGAUAUUGAAAAUCAGAGGAGUGGCUUCCACUCCGUGCGUUGCUUCCAGAACUUCCAACUUGUGGUUGCACGUGCUUUCCGCCAGGAAAAGUUCUAUUUACCUCACAACAUAGAUUUCCGCGGUCGAGCCUACCCUCUGCCACCUUACCUGAAUCAGAUGGGUGCCGAUAAUGCUCGAGGUCUUCUUCUCUUCGCGGACGCGAAGCCCCUCGGCGAAAGUGGGCUGCGCUGGUUGAAAAUCCAAAUUGCAAACCUUGCGGGCUACGACAAAGCCAGCAUGUCUGAGCGUGAACAAUUCACGAUGGAUCAUCUGGACCAAGUCUUGGACUCUGCCAACAAGGGCCUUCAUGGUGAACGGUGGUGGUUGAAUGCUGAAGACCCAUGGCAGUGCCUGGCUGCAUGCUGUGAACUUCGCAAUGCUCUCCAGUGUUCCGAUCCCACUCAGUAUAUGUCCCGCCUCCCAAUUCACCAAGAUGGUUCUUGCAAUGGCCUUCAGCAUUAUGCUGCCCUUGGAGGUGACCAAGUCGGUGCUCAGCAAGUUAACCUGGAGCCCUCGGACCGACCCUCUGAUGUCUACACCGGUGUCGCAGAGUUUGUGAAGCAAGCUGUUGCUGAAGACGCCGCUGCAGGUGAUGAGCUAGCCAAGGUUUUCGAUGGCAAAGUCGCUCGAAAAAUUGUCAAGCAGACAGUCAUGACCAACGUCUAUGGUGUUACAUACAUUGGCGCUGUGCGUCAAAUCCGUCGCCAAUUGAUCGACCAUUAUCCCGACCUUACUGCCGAUCAAAAGAAGCAAGGUGCCAAGUACCUCGCCAAGAAGGUUUUCAACGCUCUGGGGACAAUGUUCAACGGAGCCCACGAGAUUCAAUAUUGGCUUGGUGACUGCGCCAAUCGUAUCACCUCCUCUCUGUCUCCCGAGCAAAUCGAUGAAAUCACCAGUGGUGCUAUGUCGGAUCGUGACGGGAAGAAGAUCGCCAACCAAGACGACCCUACCAAGCACUUCCGCAACACGGUUAUCUGGACCAGCCCUCUUGGUCUGCCCGUCGUCCAGCCUUAUCGUACCCGAAAGGCGCGCCGUGUUGUGACUACUCUUCAGCACCUCAACGUCAUCGACCCAUCGUCCGGAGACGUGGUCUCUCGACGAAAGCAACUGCAAGCCUUCCCACCCAAUUUCAUCCAUUCUCUCGACGCCACACACAUGAUCAUGUCCGCCAAUGCCUGCCACAAGGCAGGCCUGACUUUCUCUGCCGUCCACGACUCUUUUUGGACCCACGCGGGCUCCGUGGACUCUAUGAAUAGAAUCCUCCGCGAUUCUUUCGUGAAGUUGCAUUCCGAAGAUGUCAUCGGACGACUUGCCAAGGAGUUUGAUGUCCGUUACGGAAAUCACCUCUACCUGGCUCGCAUCCGUUCCACAAAUGAGAUCGGGAAAGCCAUCAGGGCAUACCGCCAGUCCAAGACAAAAAAUGUCAAGCUCGCUGAGCUUAUUGCGGAGCGUCGCCGACAAGAACUUCUUCACUCAGAAGAUCCGGCUGAACAGGCCGAGGGCCGUGCCAUGGUGACUGCGGCCAGUAUCUUCGAAAGCAUGGGCGGUACUGACCAAGACUUGCAUUCUUCUCACUCUUUUGGUGAGCAUGCCAUGGGCCACGUUCCUUCGGACUUGCAAGCUGCGGAGCGCGCCCCCUCAAAUCUCAUUGACAAGAGCGACCCGGCUAUCCAGACUCUGUUCGGCGAGAUUGACAUGAUGAACCAGGACACGGCCUCUGUUGUCGAUUCUGAUAGCGUUGAGGUUGCGGAGGAUGAAGGCCCCGUCUCCGCCAUCAAGCCCAGGGCCAAGCCCGCGGUCGAGACCUUCUGGCUCUGGCUGCCUCUUCGCUUCCCCAAAGUUCCCACCAAGGGUGCCUGGGACCUGACCCGAAUCCGGGACAGCAAAUACUUUUUCUCUUGA